Molecule: messenger RNA, 417 nt
Organism: Microdochium trichocladiopsis
Lineage: Eukaryota; Fungi; Ascomycota; Sordariomycetes; Xylariales; Microdochiaceae
Exons: 1
Coding region: 1-417 (138 amino acids)
Source: RefSeq, a predicted model, not a curated record
AUGGCAUGGGCCCCCUGGCCAUUCAGCCCCCUGAUGGUGGUGUGGUGGAUGCCGCCCGCAACGUUUCCAUGCGCCAACGAGCCCCCGAUGCGUGGGAAGCCCAUGCGCCACUGUCCUCGUCUACUUUGCUGGUCUCUGCGCACUCCUUCAUCUCAUUUCGCUAGCCUGGAACAAUCAGCCGUGGGGCCGGCUGCGUCGAGCGCAGCAAUCCUGCCCACUGGUCGAGGCCGCCUUGCCGGCUCAGGGGCCAAGCGCAGUCAGCACAGUUGCAGCGAUUGCGGCCCCUUCCUGGAACGAUCCGCCAGCGAAACCGCGCCGGCACCCAGUCCCAGUGUGAGUGGGCUCUGGUUCUGGGAUGCCACUGCGGGAUACGAAGCAGAGAUUGGUGCAAUGCUCCCCGUUCCUGGAUACGUCUGA